GACCAGCAGCACAAUGGUGACGUCACAUUUAGACGGUUGCCUAGCAAGCAAUUAGCUAGCUGCUCUUGGCUUAAUAAUACAGAACAGCAGCGUAUUAAACACUCUAAAAUGAAAUAUGAGAUAACUAUGGUCACUUCAGACGCAUUUUUCCUAUUAACGUUAAUGUUUCCCUUCUUUAUUCUUUGCUUAAAUCUGGCUGGCGCGUUUCAGCAACCUUAGCGCGCUGUAGGAUAAUUGUAGUCUUUUCGACUUCCAUAGACGCAACGUUGCAAGGGGCGAGACAUCCUUUAUGAACUACAAAUCCCAGAGCCCCUCGAUUACGCAGUUUGACAACACACAGACGCUUCUUGUCUUUCCUACUACAGCUAACGCUAGCUGUGGUCUGGGUCGAUAGGAUGGGUGUAUCAGAUUUACAGUUUGAUAGAAAUGCUGGACCUGUGGUGGAUCUUUCAGCCCGAGGUAUGCAGAAGUUGGAGCCCAGUUUCACCUGCUCAGAAGACACUCACACUCUCAUCCUGGACGGGAACAACAUCAUGAAGCUGGACCACCUAGAAAGGAAUCCAGGCCUUCAGCAGCUGUCUGUAGCCAGUAAUCGUCUGGUGAGAAUGAUGGGUGUGUCUCGGCUGACAGAGUUGAGAGUCCUAAAUCUUCCCAAUAACAGUAUAGGCUACAUUGAGGGGCUGAGAGAUCUGCCUCACCUAAAGUGGCUCAACCUCUCUGGCAACAAUAUUAAGGUCAUUGAGCAACUUAACAACUGUGUCUCUCUUCAACACUUGGAUCUGUCUGACAAUAACAUAUCUGCCAUUGGUGAUCUGACCAAACUGGUGGCACUAAAGACUCUGUUACUUCACGGAAACAGCAUCACAACACUCCGAACUGUCCCCGCUCACCUUCCUGCCCAAUUAUCUAUUCUCUCCCUGGCAGAAAAUGAGAUUAGGGAUCUUAAUGAAAUGUCAUACCUGGCGCCACUUCAUGAGCUGGAGCAGCUUUCCAUCAUGAGCAACCCUUGUGUUAUGGCGACCCCAUCUCUGCCUGGUUUCGACUAUCGGCCAUAUGUCAUGAGUUGGUGCCUGAGCCUGAAGGUCCUGGAUGGCUAUGUAGUGACACAGAAAGAGGGUCUGAAAGCUGAGUGGCUCUACAGUCAGGGCAAAGGUCGCUCAUAUCGACCAGGGCAGCACAUUCAACUGCUGCAGUACCUGGCCACUGUCUGCCCUGUGACGGCAUCACCUGCCAUCACAGCUGAGGAUGCCAAAUUGGAGAAGAUUCUCAGUAAACAGAGGUUUCAUCAGAGACAACUGCUGGAGGAGACCCGGGGAGGCUGUCGCAGUCCUCCUCGACCAACUCAGCUUGAUGUGGAGAGUCACAGUCCGUCACAUAGAGUUCCACAAGGGGGAGCCAGAGAGUUGAAGAAUAUCACUGUACCUGGACCAGCUGUUCCAUCAGUCCCGCAGACAGAGCCAGUUGUUCGGUUUAACACCUGGGUGAGCUCUGACUCUUCCAAUCCGUCACUGCCCAUAGUAUGUCGCCCAAGGCUCAGCGAGGAACAAAUUUAUUUGGAGGAUGUGCAGACAGGUGAGGACAAACUCAACAGUAGCAUACUUUCCUCAGAGUCCACCUUCAUCCCCUUCACACCUGAUCUGGAGCCACGAUCGACCCACUCUGACAGCGAGGACGAGACGGAGACAUUCGAGCCAGAUUCCCUGGCACCAAAGCACCCAGCGCAGUCCAAAAAGCAAAACGCCAACAAUCCACAGCAUCCACCCACAGUAGAGCAGCACGAGAGAAAGAAGCUUGAAGGAGAAGAAGUUAUUUCUGCUACAGAUUCAACAUCUAGUGGAUUGCUAGGAGUCAGAGUUAGCACUCUACAGAAUGACCUAGAUAGUGAUUUUGUUAAAGCUGAGGUGAAAGAAGUUGAGAGUAAAUCAAGUGUGACAGAAGCAGACAGAGCUGCAAUUAAAAUACAGUCCUGGUGGAGAGGCCAUUACACGCGGUGCUGUCACCCCAUGGCCAGAGAGGUGCGCAGUGAAAUCCGUCUACGCAGGAUGCAGGAACACAUCCUCUUCCUGUCUGAGAAGUUGGAUCAUGUGCAGAAGCAGUAUGAGGAGGAGAGGCUGCAAAGGCUCGUUCAGGAGGAAGCUUUGAAGUUUCUAUGGAAAGAGUUCCAGGCUAUGCAGCAGUGGAAGCAGUCUGUGGAGCAGCAGCUGGCAGUCGUUACGCAAGCCGCCACCCCUGCUCAGAUCUCAUCCCCUGGACUUUGCAAGGCCACCCCACCCGUUGCUUCCAGUACCACCAACCCACCCAGCACAGAUGUCUCCUUCCCAGACUCUGGCUUCCAGUUGACUUGCGAUCAGCAGGUGGCGCAAGAGGACAGCUUCCUGAGCAGUGGGACAGCAGACUCUCUGAAAACAGUGCGAGCGCUAAGCCCCGUUUGUAGUGGCCUCGCUAAUGGCAGCGAUGGAGCAGACAGUGCAGACUGCAGCCUGCUGGAGCAAUAUCUGUCCUCUGUACAGCAGAGGGAGGAGGCAGAGGAGGCAGUUAGCGAUAGAACAGAAACGCCACAGCUGUCCUCACCGGCAUCACCCAGCAAGGUGGCACAGACUAGCUCCCCCAUGGGGAAGGCAGCAGAAUCAGCUCCUGGCUCUACCUGAGAGUCCUCACCCGUUAGAAAACUGUAUAGAACCACUGACUGAGUGUGUGUAAAUUAACACUGAGCAUAAGCUUAGAGACAGAUCUUUCUCUGCAGUCAUCUUAAUUAAUAACCCAGAAAACAGUGGUCUUAGCUCUAAAACCAGAUUGAAACAAGUACAGUCCUCUGAAUGUAGCUCUAGUGCUUCUUUAUACUCCAACACUUUGAUCCAUUCUUUUAUUAAUGAACAUUUUCCUCUCUGUGUAAAGACACUGAAUGUGAUGUAACUUAAGAAGGUAUCAGUAAAGUGAAAGUAGAGGUUACUACCUCUGCCUACUAAGACAGACAUGUUGUGACCUGUUACUUCUACUGUUUGGAAAAGUAGAAGUUGCUGUGUUAAAGAAUUGCACUUGUAACGACACAUAUGCUUUACUAUAUAUCUCUGUUGUUCCAACCAGUGUGGAUGGCUGGCCUGCUUUGUAUUGACUGCAGGUCAGCAUUAACUGAUAAUCAACAGAAAAAUGUCAUGUAUCCCUAUCUUGUGAAAAAUGUAAAUAAAUAUGUACUUAUAAUUUUCUAA
Messenger RNA from Maylandia zebra (zebra mbuna), 3206 nucleotides. RefSeq names its product centrosomal protein 97 (gene cep97). Gene Ontology annotation, cellular component: centrosome. NCBI's taxonomy places the organism in Eukaryota, Metazoa, Chordata, Actinopteri, Cichliformes, Cichlidae. Gene Ontology annotation, molecular function: protein binding. The record is from RefSeq and is a predicted model, not a curated record. Gene Ontology annotation, biological process: negative regulation of cilium assembly.